UAACAACAUGGCGGCAGUAAGGGUGAGGGCGGGAGGUAGUUGACCGGGAUGUUGCUGCUGGAAGAGUGAAGGAGCAUUACAGUGAGGCGAUGUCUUACCGGGAUGCGGGGCUGAGCAGGGGUGCGAGCAUCUCCCGAGAGCGGAGCUACGAGACCCCUUGCACCCUGGAGGAUGGAGGUCCGGAGAGUGAGGCUGAGACGGGGUCAACAUCGUCCGGUGCGCUCACCACCGACACCGACUCGUGCUCCUCCGACAAUCUUGAACCAGAGUGGCUGGAUGAUGUGCAGAGAAAUGGUGAGCUCUUCUACCUGGAGUUGAGUGAAAGCGAGGAAGAUGUUCUGAUCCAAGCGAAUUCGAUUUCUGCACCUUUGAUCAAUCAUGUCAGAUUUAGUGAGAACGAAGCAGAGGUCAUUACUGAUCAUAAACCUAAAGGGAUUUGCAAACAUGAACACAAACUUAAAAAGCUUGCUAAUGUUUUAAAAAAGAAAAAAGCAAGGUGUACACAUUCUUGCAGCAAAGAUGUUUCCAACAAAGACAUUGAACAGAGAAGUAGUCAGCUACCAGGACCUGCUUCAAUAUUAAAGCACCAGACAAAUCCCAAAGUUGGAGUUUCAGUUCAGUUAUCUUAUAAGAAUGUGUAUGUUUAUAUUAAUCCGAAUAAAAUAAGUGACAAAUCAUUAGACAAAGGGAAAAAGCUUUUGGAGGCUUUUGUGGGGAUUAUUCACCAGCCUUCAAGGAAAAACCCAGUGGCAGGAAAGCACUCGGACAGAUUGACAGACACACAAAUGAAAACUGAAGAGCGACUUGUUGUACACAGUUUGGUCCAUGGCAGUGCUGCAAUGAAAUGUGGCCAAAUAUUAAUUGGUGAUGCUCUCAUUGCUGUGAAUGAUGUAGAAGUAACUACUGAGAACAUUGAGCGGGUGUUAUCAUGUAUUCCAGGUCCAAUGCAGGUGAAAUUGACAAUUGAAACCUUGAGCCCUGACCCAGUAGGAACGGAUCUGUCUUUCACGAACCCUACUAAACCAAUACGCACUGACAGCAAUCUAGUGAAACUCUUGUGGGGUGAAGACACAACAGAUCUCCAAAUGGGAAUUGACAAUAAUCCUCAUAUUGCUAUGUAUCUAACUUUAAAGCUGGAAUCUGAAAAUUCAAAGGAAAAGCAAGAAAUUCUUUACCAGUAUCCGAUGACUAACGUAUCCCAAAAGUUGAAAAGUGUUCGAGGAAUAUUUCUUACACUAUGCGACAUGCUGGAGAAUAUAACUGGGGAUCAAAUUAUCAGUUCAUCAUUGCUGCUGGAUGGAAAACUUAUUCACGUAGGCUAUUGGAAGGAAGGUAGCAACUUGCUGCUCAUAGGACUACCAGCUGAAAGGGAGGGGGAUCAUCAGGAAUAUGGAGCCUGGGUUUAUUGCUACCUGCAUAAUUGCAUACAGGCUGGAGAGAAGAAAGAGAACAUUACAAUGAAGGCAUCAGGCUUGGCAAAGGGAGAAGCUGAACCCUCAAGACAAAGCGGCAGCAGGGCCCCCUCCGGAUGCAGAGGAUGGAGUUCACAGACGUCGUGUGUAGGUGCCUCGCAAGAUCGAGGGGUACCGCUUCCACAGCUAAGGAACAUGAUCCAGAAUGUUGUGAGAACCUUGAAGUAUAUGUACAACUCAUUAGACAGUGCCUUUUGCAAGUUGGAGAAUAUUCCCCGGUUGGACCACUUUUUCAAUCUGUACUUCCAACGAGCCAUCCAGCCAGCAAAGUUAAACUGCAGCGCAAGUCCAAGUUCCCAGUGUAAUAGUAGUUCGAGCGCAUUGUUUAUUGACGGUCUACCUGGAGUUCGCUGGCUUACGUUACCCCAGGGUAUCAAGGUGGAUAUUGAUACUGCACUGAGUGAUCUAGAAUCAGCAGACUUUGGAGAACAGUCUGAAGAUUAUUAUGACAUGCGACGACUGUAUGUGAUAUUGGGCUCCUGUCUGUUCUUCAAGGGUUACUUGAUUGGCAAUCAUUUGCCCAAAGAUGACCUCCUUGACAUUGCACUUUACUGCCAGCAUUAUUGCUUACUACCCCUUGCAGCGGAGCAAAGGAUUGGUCAGCUGAUCAUUUGGCGGGAGACGUUUCCAUAUAGACACCUGUUAUCAAGUCACAUUGAAGGUUAUCAACAGCCUGAAGGAAGAUACUUUUUGCUAAUUGUUGGUUUGAGGCACUUGAUGUUGUGUGUGCUGCUGGAAGCAGGAGGAUGUGCAUCCAAAGUAAACGGAAAUCCAGGGCCUGACAGUGUUUAUGUUGAUCAAGUUAAAUCAACUUUACUUCAGCUUGAGGGACUAGAAACCAGUAUACAAGAUAGACUGGAUAGCCCCUCCAUUGCAUGCCUGUCAUGUGCUGAUUGGUUCCUUCCUUCUCGUGACAAGUUUGAAAGUAUCAGCAGUUCUCCUAUCAUCAGCAAGUUGCAAGGUACAACUAAAUCAAAUCAAUCAUCAACAUGCCGUAGGACGCUAUUUGGAGACUCCAGCCUAAGGAUGCAGAAAUCUAGUCCUCCACGGAGCAAUAGUGCUUCUGACAGCGGUGGUGAAAGACAUGGAGAUGCUGGUUCCUUCAGUAUGAACUUUAGCCCAUAUUCCACAUCUGACACAAUCAAGAAGCAUCCUCGAAGAGAAUCCCAAGGUCCUGUUGGAGCUGAAGGCAGUGGAAAUAUAUUUAAGAACAAGAAGAAACAAAACUUUCCCAAUCCAUUUUAUCUGGGAAGCAUGAAAAAAAGCCUUUCUGAGCAGGAGACUGAGGAAGUGUCCAGUAUGAUGAAGUUGACAUCGGGCUCAGAAAACACUUUAUUUUAUUACAUUUCUUUAGAAACAGUACAAGGAAUAUUCAUAGCACCCACACAUACAGAAGUUGCACAGCUCAGUGGUUCUGUUCACUCACAGCUAAUCAAAAACUUCCAUCGUUGUUGCUUAUCAAUACGGUCAAUCUUCCAACAGACCUUGGACAAACAGGAAAGGAAACGCCCAGAUACUAUCUACAAUUCAAGUCAAAUGAAUCUCAGGAAAAGUAACUCAGGACUUGGUCCAGUGAAGGAACAUGGUGUCUUAUUCCAGUGUAGUCCUGAAAACUGGACUGAUCAAAAGAAGCCGCCACCUACCAUGUCCUACUGGGUUGUUGGAAGACUUUUUGCAGAUCCUCAUCCUCAAGAGUGUUAUGUGUGUUUCCAUGAUUCUGUGACGGAGAUUGCUGUAGAACUUGCUUUCAAACUCUCAUUCGGUUUGAUUACGUAAUGUCUACUUUGACAGCAGUUUAUUGACACAUUCCAAAAUGUAUGGAAAAGUAGAUUUGUAAAAGAACAUGGUCCGUAAUUUUUGUUGAUAAUAUAUGUACUCUAUAUUUAUACAAUCACUUGGAUUGCUAACUGAAAUAUUCAUAUAACAAAGUCAUAACUCUUUUUGGCUUGUCAUGAUCUGAAUGUAAUUGUAAUUUUAAAUGAAGGGAAUAGAUGUGUAAUGUUCAUUUUUCUUUCUGGGUUUUGUUUGUUCUGACUGUAUAGGUAAAUAUGAAAUUUGAUUUGAACCAUUACUUGAAAUGUGCCUUUGACAAUUUAUGCAAAAUGUGACAUUUUUGCAUUAAUAUCCCACCUUGGUUAUAAAUUCCCUGGUUUGAAAAAGGUAAUA
Messenger RNA from Carcharodon carcharias (great white shark), 3638 nucleotides. RefSeq names its product inturned planar cell polarity protein (gene intu). The coding region runs from base 90 to 3248 and encodes 1052 amino acids. Gene Ontology annotation, molecular function: protein binding. Gene Ontology annotation, cellular component: cytoplasm; cilium. The record is from RefSeq and is a predicted model, not a curated record. The transcript has 17 exons. Gene Ontology annotation, biological process: cilium assembly; nervous system development; establishment of planar polarity. Lineage: Eukaryota; Metazoa; Chordata; Chondrichthyes; Lamniformes; Lamnidae.